This is a messenger RNA of Paramecium octaurelia, 474 nucleotides long. NCBI's taxonomy places the organism in Eukaryota, Ciliophora, Oligohymenophorea, Peniculida, Parameciidae. The record is from the annotation of a GenBank genome assembly.
GAACAUUCACCUUCAAGAAAAAAAAUACAAUCAAAUAUCAUAAAUGAAAAAUUGCAAAAAAUGUGGGCAUUGGCAGGUAAGGUUUAAACAUUAAAUGUAGCCGAUUAUAAAAAUGAUAACUUAAAAGUCUGCUUAACUUGCAAUUAUCAGAAAAUACUUCCCUUAGAUUUAUCAAGAAGUUUUUGUUUCUAUAAUAUUAUUCAUAGAUAAGGUAUUAUAAUCUAGUGUUCCAUGUACAAUGUAAAAUUACAAUACCUUAUUGGUAGAUAAUAAAGUAACCCUUUUACAAGAGUUUUAGGACUUAACAAAAGUUUUCCUGAGAUGUUAGAAGGCUCAUAUUAGUAUGAUGUUAGCACUCUCUAAUCUGGUAUUAGUUGGUUUUUCUUAGAGCGCUCUCAUUAAUUGAUUAUUUAAAGCUACAGUGUCGUCUCUCAGUUCCCAAUAAUUUAAUCAUUCUUAUCCAAUAAUUCUUGA